CAGCAGCAGCAGCAGCAGCAGCAGGACGGGUCCAGAGGAAAGCAGUCAUCACCAGAGAUCACACACCAGCUUCUACAACUGAAGGCAAGCCCCACCCCCCUCUUCUCCCUCUUCUUUUUCCUCCCUCAUCCUCUGCUCUUUUUCCGUCUUGAUGUGACGCAGUGUUGCUGACCUUCCUUUAUCCCCUUCCUCUCUCCUCAGCGUGUGCCAGUGGGACAGCCAUGGAGGACACCCUCACCUGCAGCCAUGCCACCUUCUCCCAGGUGUUUGGACGCCAGGGACAGCUCAUGCACGCCACGGUGCAGUCUCUCAACAGCCUGAACGACCAGAUUGCUCAGUUCAUGGUGACCAGACCCUGCAGCCUGGCUCAUGAGGACGAGUCCUUCAUGCCGGGAGAGAGGGACACCUUGAGGAAGCCCAUGACUCUGAUGAGACACCUGCUAAUGGACGCUCAGGUACAGCCUCUGCCCUCUUAA
Molecule: messenger RNA, 476 nt
Organism: Notothenia coriiceps (black rockcod)
Lineage: Eukaryota; Metazoa; Chordata; Actinopteri; Perciformes; Nototheniidae
Exons: 2
Coding region: 222-476 (84 amino acids)
Source: RefSeq, a predicted model, not a curated record